AACAGUGUCAGCCUCUCUACUGUUGAUCGUGUCCUCAAGCGCAACAGACUGCGCAUGAAACAACUAUACAGAGUGCCCUUUGAUCGCAACUCAGACAGAGUCAAAGAGCAAAGAUUCCAAGGGUUUUUGAACUGGAUGCAAUGGAAAGACCCCAUGAAUACAUGUACAUGGAUGAAGCUGGAUUUAAUCUCACCAAAAGGAGAAGGAGAGGCCGUAAUGUGAUUGGCCAUCGGGCCAUUGUUGGUGUUCCUGGGCAGCGUGGUGGCAAUGUCACAUUAUAUGCUGCCAUCAGCAAUCAUGGGGUUGUCCACCAUUAUGCCAACCUGGGGCCCUACAACACUCACCAGCUCCUCAAUUUCCUCAAUCACAUGCGAGAUGCUCUGUUAGGGCAGCAGGAUGAGCAUCCCAUCUAUGUUGUUGUUUGGGACAAUGUGAGUUUUCACAGAGCCCUCCAGGUUAGAGAGUGGUUCAAUAUGAACCAAGGUUUUAUCAAUCUUUGCCUUCCACCGUACUCCCCUUUCCUAAACCCCAUUGAGGAAUUCUUCUCCUCAUGGCGGUGGAAGGUAUAUGAACGCCAACCUUACACCAGGGUAAAUCUCCUGCAAGCCAUGGGACUUGCCUGUGGUGACAUAGGUGUGGAGGCAUGCCAAGCCUGGAUACGGCAUGCCAGGGGUUUUUUCCCCUGUUGCCUGGCCAGACAAAAUGUGGCCUGUGAUGUGGAUGAAGUCCUGUGGCCUGACCCAGUACGGAGACAUGAUGCUGUGGCUGAGUAA
Molecule: messenger RNA, 773 nt
Organism: Onychostoma macrolepis
Lineage: Eukaryota; Metazoa; Chordata; Actinopteri; Cypriniformes; Cyprinidae
Exons: 2
Coding region: 141-773 (210 amino acids)
Molecular function (GO): nucleic acid binding
Source: RefSeq, a predicted model, not a curated record